Molecule: messenger RNA, 6718 nt
Organism: Xyrichtys novacula (pearly razorfish)
Lineage: Eukaryota; Metazoa; Chordata; Actinopteri; Labriformes; Labridae
Source: the annotation of a GenBank genome assembly
GUGACAUGAAUUUCAAAACACUGCCGGGUUGUUAUCCUGUCUUUAACCGUGCUGGUAAAAUGCAGCUAGCAUUGUAAAUGAAGCUAAACUUAUAAGGCGUGUUUUCUUUAAUUAAGAAGAAGUAAUUUGUUCGUAGAGGAGCGUGUUUGCGUUGAUUGUUUUGUUAAUCUUUGUAUUUGGGUUGUGAGCAGUUUGUUAUACAAACAUGGCUCCAACGAUUCAGACUCAAGCUCAACGAGAAGACGGACACAGGUAUGGUAAAAAUCAACAGUUUUAACAGUUUAAUCCCCAAGUUGGGUAAAGUUAAAGACGUUAAUUUUAAAAUUUAAUAUAUAUUUAAACUUGAGCCGAUAUGAGUCGUGAUUGGAAGCUUAUUUAGUCACUACUUGAAUGUUGUUUACAGCGUUAGCCAACGACGCCAGUUGGUUAACUCACAGUAAAAAACUGUAACGGUAAAUUGUCCCAUGUUAAUAUAUAAAGGUGUUUUUGAUAAAUCUAUGUUGAAUAUAAAUCAGCCUAUAAACCGUAAACUAGUUAGUUGUUUGGUUUGAGAAUAUGCAAGACGGCGCGAAAUGGAGGACAGGACCCUUUCUGAAUGCCAGUAGUGACACUUUGUGAUUAAGCUUUGUGAUUAACCCAUUAUUUCGAAUUUUAAAUGCAAAGUCCUCUGUCUUUGUGUGUGUUUUUUUUAUGUGUCAGUCUUAAGACACUAAUAGUUAACAUUUAUAACUACACUUUGAAAGAAUGAAUUCAAGUUCAGAUCUUUUGCAAAUUGCCAGGGCAGACUGGUGAUGGAUGCACAAUAGACACACAAUACAUGUUUUUUUAAUCCAACAAACCCAGUAAAGUUGCCCCUUAGAUUGAUGUAUAGUUAGGGCUGGGCGAUAAAACAAUGACGCUUAUAUCGAAAAUUAAUUUCCCUUGAUAUCAAUAUGGUCAAUAUGCUUUUCAAUAGUCGGCAUUCUGCCAUGUUUUGGUAGACUAUACGAAUAGCCAAUGAAAAGGCACCUGGCACCUGUGCAGCAGACCAUUCAGUCCGCUGUCUCUAGCGCAACGCCGUACGACAAAACGUUGAAGAGACACAAAGACUGAUCUCAAUCCUGAUCAAAUUAAUCAUGAUUAUUUCUUUGGCCAUGGAAGUGCAGCCUAGUAGGACAUUAUUUCGUACCUCAUACUGAAACAUCUAUCCACCAUACUGCAGGAUCAGUCUGUAUAAUGAAUCUGACUAUUAUCUCAUGUCUCUUCCAGCCGGCAGUCAUCACACAGAACCGUUCCAGAGAGGUAACUAGAUUCAGUACUGUUAAUUUACUAUUAGAAACAGUAAUUUGGUGUUUACCUUAUUUAGUGGUGUGGUCUGCAAAAGUGCCUGAGAGUAAAUAUUCUGUAUUUUGUGUCUGUAACAGGUCAGGAGUGGUCUGCAGGGUGAAGUACUGCAACAGCCUGCCUGAUAUCCCCUUUGACCCCAAAUUCAUCACAUAUCCAUUUGAUCAGCACAGGUAAACAUCCAUCUUAUCUUUCCCUCGAGUACACACUGACAAACAUUAGUCAAAUUUGACACUUGCUUCUCUGUCGUGGCAGGUUUGUACAGUAUAAAGCCACAUCUCUAGAGAAACAGCACAAGCAUGAGCUCCUGACUGAGCCAGACCUCGGGGUCACCAUUGACCUCAUCAACCCAGAUACCUAUCGCAUAGACCCCAACAGUAAGUAACUCUGUCUUAUGUCACUUCCUACUGAUUGAUAAGAGAGUGUCCUGCUUCAUUCAUGAACCGUUCUGUUGAAUUCUCAGUUCUGUUGGAUCCUGCUGACGAGAAACUGCUAGAAGAAGACAUCCAGGCUCCAUCCAGCUCAAAGCGGUAAGGAAACUUGAUAGCGAGUUUUACUUUAUUAUAUAGGAUUCAUGUUAAGAGUGUCUGUUUCAACAUUUUCUGCUUCUUCAUCAGAUCACAGCAGCACGCCAAAGUGGUCCCAUGGAUGAGAAAAACAGAAUACAUCUCCACAGAGUUCAACAGAUAUGGAGUUUCCAAUGAGAAAGUGGAAGUCAAGUAAGUUUGUAAUAUUUGUUGUCAUUGAGUUGACCUUAAAGUAGAGAGGAGUGUGAGUCUUUUAGUGUGUGCGUUUGUGUAACUGGGAUGUUGUUUGUGUUCAGGAUCGGUGUGUCUGUCAAACAGCAGUUCACAGAGGAAGAAAUCUACAAAGACAGAGACAGCCAGAUCUCUGCUAUUGAGAAGACAUUUGAGGAUGCACAGAAAUCGGUUUGUGCAUUUUACUACUCUUUUCAAAGCCGUGUUGUUUUAACCUUCUCCAUGCUGAGGUCGUGCUUCAAUGAUUGUUUGUUUUGUUUUUUUUUCAGAUUACACAGCACUACAGUAAACCCAGAGUUACUCCUGUGGAAGUGCUACCUGUGUUCCCUGACUUUAAGGUGAGCUACAUGGGGUUCAUGUGACUUUAAAUGGCAUCAAAUUAUGUCAAGUUAUUACAUUAUGUGUGUGGCAGGGUGAGCACAGGAAGGGGAAAUUUGUAUUAAACACUACAGACAACAAAUAUAGAAUGCUGGAGUAGCUUUUCUUUGUGUUAGUGUUUGUGACUUUUGUGUGCUGUUAUGUAAGAAUUUCUAGUAGAUAUUUAUAUAUUUGUUCUUUCCUCCUAGAUGUGGAUCAACCCAUGUGCUCAGGUCAUCUUUGACUCUGAUCCUGCACCCAAAGACAUGUCAGGACCAGCAGGAGUUGAAAUGAUGUCUCAGGCCAUGAUCAGGUAUUCACAACAUAUUUUCAAUGGAGAAGUGCAAUUCUACGGCUACUCUUUUUGCAUCAACGCUGACUUACAUUUGCUAUUUCUUCAUUUCAGGGGUAUGAUGGAUGAGGAAGGAAAUCAGUUUGUGGCCUACUUCUUGCCUAAUGAAGACACAAUUCGCAAACGCAAGAGAGACUUUGAAGAAGGGAUGGAUUACAUGCCUGAAGAUCUGUACGUUAUGAAUUUAUAUUAGGAAAAGACUGCCUUUAUUUUGCAUUUCAUGAUCAUUUUGUGAUUUACCUUUUUGCUUACACAUUGUGUGCCAAAAAGUGAAUGCUUUGAAUGUGUUUUCCAGGUAUGAUUACAAGAUUGCCAGGGAGUACAACUGGAACGUCAAGAACAAAGCCAGCAAGGGUUAUGAGGAGAACUACUUCUUUAUCUUUAGAGAUGGAGAUGGUGUUUACUACAAUGAGCUUGAGACGAGGUACGUCAUUGCUUGGAAUGGGGGCUCGUUGGCCUUUGCCUCUCAGCAGGAGGAAUAAGCAGCAUCACUUUUACUAAACUUUGCUGCUGAUGUUUUUGAAUCAAUCUUAAGUAUAGAUCUAGAAAGCCUAGAUUGACAAAAUUUUCAGCAGCACCUCCUGUAAACACUCUCCGACAUCCUUUUGUUCCACCCUGCAGAGUGCGUCUGAGCAAGAGGAGAGCCAAGGCUGGAGCCCAGUCCACCACAAACGCCGUGCUGGUGUGUAAGCACAGAGAUAUGAACGAGAAAGAGCUUGAAGCACAGGUGAGAAAACUUGAUCGAUGUCACUGUCAAACUGUGUCACUGUUUUAAUAUUUUUCUACUUCUUUUUUUGUUUCUGCUGUAUCUUUUUUAAGUAACUUUUUGAUUCUGUUUAAGCCAAUAGAAAUAAAGGAAAUAGUGCUCAUGGACCGAACACAAAAUGUUGAUUUAAUUCAGUCCAUUCUCCAAUUAAACAAACCAAACAUCCUUUCCUUUGAGAACCUUGUGAAUCCAAUCUACAGCUUACACCUUUUCAUUAUCUAUUAGGUUAUGUAGCGUAAUAAUGUGUUAAUAGGUGACUGAUUACUUUUCACUGUGAAUUUCAGGAAGCACGUAAAGCUCAGCUGGAGAACCACGAGCCUGAAGAUGAAGAAGAAGACAUGGACCUGGAUAAGGACUUGCAGGACUCUGGUCAGUAGUCUCUGAUUUUCUGCCUCUGCAGUUGUCAUCAUGUGAUUGUUACUGAACUGGCUGCCUGUUGCACCACAGUUAUAGCUGUAUUAUGAACUUUCUGCAUAAAUUAAAAUGUAUUUAAUCUUAUUGUAUUUCUAUUUACAAUGAUUAAUUUGUUUCCUCCAGGCGACGAGAAAGACAAAGGCAGCGGCAGCGAGGCUGAGAACUCUGGUAGUGAAUCCGAAGGGGAAGAUGACGACCGAGAACAAAGAGGAGACGACGAGGAUGAGGAUGAAGACAGAGGCAAGCGCAGGAGGAAGGAGAGCAACAGCGGGAGCGAGAGCGGUGAGGAGAGGACCAGAGAAAUGCGAGACGAGGAGGAGAUCUUCGGAAGCGACGACGACAGCGAUGACAACGAGCCCAAGAACUCUGGGAGGAGCAGCGGGGGGGAGAGCGGCGGGAGCGAUGAUGAAGGAGGGAACAGAGGAGGCAGCAGGAGUCGCAGCGCGUCUCCAGCACGGAGCGACCGCAGCAGCAACCACUCAGAGAGGAAUCAGAGUGGAAGUGGAAGUGACAGAGGGUCUGAUUCCAGUGAUGCCAGUGACAGUGAAUAGGGGCUGUGAUCUGGAUGAGGUGAUGGCCACCUGUCUUACCUGUAUGUAUGCCUCAAAACAUGAAUUGAAACACCUCUCACUGUCCCCGGUUAUAGCUCACUCUGGGGAUGUAGUCUUGGUGAUGGCAGAUGAAUUCAGAUACUGUAUGUAUGCCUGUUGCUCAUUAGAAUCUGGGAUAUCUCCCUGCAGUCCACCUUGUUUUAUUUUUAGAUUAAACUUGCACACUAGUAGCUAUGUGUACUUCAUAACCUUUUUUUGAUCACAUAAUCAGGAUCAUGCAGAAAAUGUCUUUGUUCCCCUGUUUUUUUGACAUGUCAAUGUGAUAUAGCUUUGAACUGAUAAUAAAAGAUGACAUUUUCAAAAAAUGCUGAUUUUCAGCGUUUUACAGGAGCCAGGAACAACUUAGUAAUCUUAACAAAGAACGUGUAAUUUUUAGGGCUGGGACGAUGAUGUGAAUGCUUGUAUUGACAGGAUACGGGUUCAAAAUAAUCGCAAGAAAAAAACCUUUAGUAAGGACCCUUAGUCUGCAUUUUAAACACCAGUGAAACAGUUGAAUGAUUAUGAUUGUCUGUCUGUCAAUUAUGACUGACUAUUCCAGAAACCAUAUUUCCCCCAAAAAAACACACAUCACGUGUAAGUCAGUUUUUAAGAUUUAUUCUUAAAUUUGAAAAAAAAAAAACAAAUUUUGAACAUAAAAAUCGAUUUGAAAAUUGUAAAACAAAAAAUCGUGAUACUUCUGUGAAUCGAUUUUUCCUCCCACCCCUAGUUAUUUUACAGCUUUCCCAAGAUGUUCUGAACUGUCUGUACUUUGUAAUAUGUUAUAAAAAGUUUAAUUAGUUACUUUUAAUGAAAAAAAGAGGAACUUCCGUGUUCAAAAGUAGCAAUUAUAACACAGAGUAAACAAAUAGAAAAGAGUUUUCACACAGUGUAUCUUUUAAUAAGCAUAACGGCACAGCAGUGGAUAAUUAAAAAUUGACAGCCAUGUUUCACAAAGAGACUGAUAGUAAUUGAGAUGUUGCUGAUGCAUAUUUAGCGGAAAAAUGCCAGCUGGCCCUUGAGCCAUUCUUCCGUCAGUUCAUCAGCGUUUCUUGUUUCAAAGACCUCAAAGGAAAAUAAAAAAGGAAAGUGUUAUCAGAAUACCUGACAGCUCAGAAUUAUGCAUUCAUUAAUUAUCAGGCCAGAGGUUUGGGAAUUUUAGGAGAAAAGAAAGACGCAACCCAACACAAGUUUCUGACCGAGUUUCUGGUCAGUUUAAAGAUGGUGUUUUCGUCAAUAUGAGCUACCUUUGUGAGCUGUGCAGCCUGGACCAGCUGAUUCUUGCUGCCUGCAUACAUCAUCUGCUGCUCUGGCUUACACCCUGAGAAAAAAAAAAGACAUGAACACUUUUCUGGAAUAUUUUAAACACCUGAACUAUUUCGAACAAAUGCAACCAUUGUUGAAACGACACAUUUUAAUUGGAGUGAUUUCAGGCAGAGAAGAACCUGUUAAAUUAAAUGUAUUAUUAGAUUCUGGUAUUUUUUCCUCUACUCACCCAUAGGACUGGAGAAUAUGAAACACAGAGGGUAAGACACCCUGCCAUCUGCGUGGACAUAUUUGUAGCUGUAGACGAUGAAUGUGCUGUACAGUCAAGGCACUUAAACUUUCUCCAGAUUGAAAACUCGAUCAAAUCCUCUUUCUCACAACAUCUCCAAAGGAUUUUAUUUUUUAAUAUAGACUGAAUUAGAGGAUUUUGCUUCAUAAUUAAAACAUUAAGUCAGGAUAUCUGGGUUGCCGCUCUGGUAGUUCAUCUCUCAACUCAUCCAGUGAGAUGUCCUAAAAGAAAGUUUUGUGUUAAGUGAGUUGUAAUUCAGAAUGAAUCUAAAGGAAUAUGAAAUUGUACUCGCCUCAUAUUCCUCCUCAAGGAUGACAAGCUGUUUCUCCAUGUCUAUUUUCACUGUGUGGUGCAAAAUAUUCAAGAUUUUUUUCUGAUCUACAUUUUUUGAUGUUCUCUGUGAAUUUUAAGUUACAAAAACUUUGAUCUUCAGUAUGUGAUACUUACUAAGGAUGGCAGCAUUGUUGGUCUCUUUUCGAAAUCGAAACUUUUUCAGUCUCUCUUGCAGACUUUCAUCGACCUCGCACACAACCAGGGUGCUUGACUGCAAAAAAAAGGCACAUUAAAGGAUGAAGACGAAUCACUCAGAUUCUGUCACUCUGGAAA